Messenger RNA from Bubalus bubalis (water buffalo), 4854 nucleotides. It is a transcript of the gene MLH3, whose product is annotated as mutL homolog 3. Gene Ontology annotation, cellular component: mismatch repair complex. The record is from RefSeq and is a predicted model, not a curated record. Bases 212 to 4594 code for a protein of 1460 amino acids. Gene Ontology annotation, biological process: mismatch repair. The transcript has 13 exons. Gene Ontology annotation, molecular function: ATP-dependent DNA damage sensor activity; ATP binding; mismatched DNA binding. Lineage: Eukaryota; Metazoa; Chordata; Mammalia; Artiodactyla; Bovidae.
UGUCACGGAUUGGAAGGCGUCCUUCGGCGGCGCCUCAGAAGCGCAUGCUCGCGGGCUCGCGCGUGCACGAGCCUCACGUGUACGAGCCUCACCAGCCACCGAGCGCGCGCCCGGCGUCCGAGGCGGUUGGUAUCAAGGAGUUGGGGAGGCAAUUAUUUCCAGUCAGAAAAGGGAACCACCGCCUGGCAUUCUCACCAGCUUUCUACCUGCCAUGAUCAAAUGCUUGUCAGCUGAAGUACAAGCUAGAUUGCGUUCUGGUUUGGCUGUAUGCUCCUUAGGCCAAUGUGUUGAGGAGCUUGCCCUCAACAGUAUUGAUGCUGAAGCAAAAUGUGUGGCUGUCAGGGUGAACAUGGAAACCUUCCAAGUUCAAGUGAUAGACAAUGGAUUUGGGAUGGGGAGUGAUGAUGUAGACAAGGUGGGAAAUCGUUAUUUCACCAGUAAAUGCAACUCCGUACAGGACUUGGAGAACCCAAGGUUUUAUGGUUUCCGGGGGGAGGCGUUGGCCAGUAUAGCUGAUAUGGCCAGUGCUGUGGAAAUUUCAUCCAAGAAAAACAAGUCGAUGAAAACAUUUGUGAAACUGUUUCAGAAUGGAAAAGCCCUGAAAGCUUGUGAAGCUGACUUAACUCGACCAAGUGCCGGGACAACAGUCACUGUAUAUAAUCUGUUUUAUCAAUUACCUGUUAGGAGGAAAUGCAUGGAUCCUAGACUGGAGUUUGAGAAGGUUAGGCAGAGGAUAGAAGCUCUGUCACUCAUGCACCCUUCCAUUUCUUUCUCUUUGAGAAAUGAUGUUUCUGGUUCCAUGGUUCUUCAACUCCCUAAAACCAAAGACAUAUGUUCCCGAUUUUGUCAAAUUUAUGGACUGGGUAAGUCCCAAAAGUUAAGAGAAAUAAAUUUUAAAUAUAAGGAGUUUGAGCUUACUGGCUUUAUCAGCUCCGAAGCACAUUAUAAUAAGAAUAUGCAGUUUUUGUUUGUGAACAAGAGGUUAGUUUUAAGGACAAAGUUGCAUAAACUCAUUGACUUUUUAUUAAGGAAAGAAAGUAUUAUAUGCAAACCAAAGAGUGGUUCUGCCAGUAGGCAAGUGAAUUCAAGUCCUCGGCCUCGGUCUAGCCCGGAACUCCAUGGUAUCUAUGUAAUCAAUGUUCAGUGCCAGUUCUGUGAGUAUGACGUGUGCCUGGAGCCAGCAAAAACCCUGAUUGAGUUUCAGAACUGGGAUACUCUUUUGGUUUGCAUUCAGGAAGGAGUAAAAACGUUUUUAAAGAAAGAAAAAUUAUUUGUGGAAUUAUCAAGUGAAGACAUUAAGGAAUUUAGUGAAGAUAAUGAUUUUAGCUUAUUUAGUGCCAGUCUUCAGAAGCAAGUGUCCUCUGAUGAGAAGUGUGGCCAGGUCAGUUUCCAAGAAGCAUGUAAUAAUAUUUUAGAUUCCUACGAGAUGUUCAAUUUGCAGUCAAAAGCUGUGAAAAGAAAAGCUCCUGUAGAAAACAUAAGCACACAAAAUUCUAGGGAUUCAGAAGCUAUCAGAAAAAAGACAAAUGAUUCAUUUUUGUACACUUACAAAUCCGAUGGGCCAGCCCAUUGUAAAAUGGCAGAGUCAUCUUUGCAAAAUGAAGACAGUGCUUGCUCACAGUCAAGGAACUUAGAACAAGAGACAGCUGGAGCAUCAGAAUUGGGAGAAAAUAAGAAACAUAAAAAAUCUUGCUUGGAACAUAACUCUUCAGAAAAUCCAUGUGGAACCACUUCAGAAAUGUUUGGAAGCCCUUUUCAGACAUUAUAUCACUUUGAGGAGAGUGGAGAAGAUCUAGAAAUACAGAAAGUAAGUACUACUGUUAAUAGCAUGGCUGCCAACAACCUGGAAAAUAACAGAAUUCAGAAUCAACCAGAGAGAUUUAAAGAUGCUACUGAAAUGGACUGCCAACCUCUGUCUUUUGAGACAGCAUUAUCAGAACGUAGUGCUCAGAGAGAGGAAGAGAAAAGAAAAAAACCUAGUACUUGUGGAAGAAUAAAUGUUUUUCGUUAUGGACAAGUUAAAUUAUGUUCCACUGGCUUCAUAACUCAUGUGGUACAGAAUGAGCAAACUAAAUCAACUGAAACAGAACAUUUAUUUAAAAGUUAUGCUCAACCUGGUCCUGUAAGUGCCAAAGAAACAUUUAGAAAUAGAACACACCAUUCAGUUGAGACUCCAAACAGCAAAGAUUUAACCAGCACUUUAAGUAAAGAAUUUGCUCAACUGCCCAACAAAAGUCUGUGCAGCACAAAUCGAAGUAAUCAGCUAGAGAACAAACAUACAGCAGCUUAUAAAAAUUUUGCUAUUUUUCAGGAAAGUAGUAAAAAAUCACACACAGGUGGCUUAUUACCUAACACAUCCUCUUUUUCUUGGGGUAGACAUGUUUCAGAUGGUAGUAAGAAAACAGACAAGUUGAUUGGUCCUGUCAAACCCAUACCUCAUAAGAAGCUAAGCUUAAGCUCACAACUAGGAUCUUUAGAGAAGUUUAAGAGGCAAUAUGGGAAGGUUAAAAAUCCUCUGAAUUCUGAAGUGGAGGAAAAUAAUACUUUAGAAAUCACUACCAAUCUCAGUCCUCAGGUUGAAGCUGACAUUCCAUGGAAAGACAAAAACCACUUAGACAACUCUGACAUCUGUGAAAUCACUACUAUGAAAUAUAAUUAUUCCAAUAGUAGUUGUCAACCAGUAAAUCACAUGUUUUCUUCCGAAAAGUUUCCAUUCUCCAAGGAAGAUGAUUGUUUGGAACAACAGAUGCUUUGCUUAACAGAAAGCGCUGUAACUCUACAGGAGUUAACUCAUUUUAACAGUAAAUUUUUGGAUGUUGAGAAGUCACCUGAAUCACUAGCCUCUAAAUUAUCCAGAUUGAAGGGUUCCGAAAGAGAGACUCAAAGGAUGGAUGGGAAUCAUUUUAAUGAAUUGCUACAAUUAGAUUCCAGUAGGAAAGAUGGUGACUUGUCCAGUGGGUUAACCCUAGAUUCUUGUAAGUUAUUUAAAAAUGAGCAUAAAAAAACAGAAAAUGACAAUAUCCCGAUGUCAGACUCUGUCACACAAGGUAAUCUCUUCAGUAAAGACAGUGAAACAUAUUCUAACAACAAUACCACUGAGAAGAUACCAGAAAAUCCUUUGGUACUGCCCUAUGACCAUGCUACAGUUAUCAGUAAGGAUUCAGAUGUUCUUAUAGCUUCAAAACAACAGAUUGGAAGUCCUGACUCUCUGAGUAGAAUGUUAAUGAGUCACGUGGAAGAUUCCACAGCUGACCAAAAUGGAACUUGUUUUCAGAGUGAGGAAUCCAUAGCAAGAACUUGUUCUGAAAAUGAAGAGUCCAACAUAUGUUCUUUGGAUUGGCAGCAGCAUUUUGAUGUAACUCUGGGAAGAAUGGUUUACAUCAACAAACUAACAGGACUUAGUACAUUCACUGCUCCUACUGAGGAUGUUCGGGCUGCUUGUACUAAAGACCUGACGACUAUGGCUGUGGAUGUUCUACUGGAGAAUGGAUCUCAGUACAGGUGUCAUCCCUUUAGAAGCGACCUUGUUCUUCCUUUCCUUCCUAGAGCUCGGGAAGAGAGGACUGUGAUGAGACAGAAUAACAGAGCUCCUGGGGACGAUGCCUUUGGUCAUGAAUCACUGCAGUCUUUGUUCUCAGAAUGGGACAAUCCAGUAUUUGCCCGUUAUCCAGAGGUUGCUGUUGACGUAAGCAGCGGCCAAGCUGAGAGCCUAGCAGUUAAAAUUCACAACAUCUUGUAUCCUUAUCGUUUCACCAAAGAAAUGAUUCACUCAAUGCAGGUUCUCCAGCAAGUGGAUAACAAGUUUAUUGCCUGUUUAAUGAGCACUAAGACUGAAGAGAAUGGUGAGGCAGGUGGAAACCUGCUAGUCUUGGUGGACCAGCACGCUGCCCACGAGCGCAUCCGAUUGGAGCAGCUGAUCAUUGAUUCCUAUGAGAAGCAACAGCCACAAGGCUUUGGUCGAAAAAAAUUACUGUCUUCCAUUGUAAGUCCUCCGCUAGAGAUAACAGUGACAGAGGAACAAAGGAGACUCUUAUGGUGUUACCACAAAAAUCUGGAAGAUCUGGGCCUUGAAAUUGUAUUUCCAGACACCAGUGAUUCACUGGUCCUCAUAGGAAAAGUACCACUCUGUUUUGUAGAAAGAGAAGCCAGUGAACUUCGAAGAGGAAGAUCUACUGUGACCAAGGGCAUUGUGGAGGAGUUGAUUCGAGAACAAGUGGAGCUACUCCAGACCACAGGAGGCAUCCAAGGGACUUUGCCACUGACCGUCCAGAAGGUGUUGGCAUCCCAAGCCUGCCAUGGGGCCAUUAAGUUUAAUGAUGGCUUGAGCUUCGAGGAGAGCUGCCGCCUUAUUGAAGCACUGUCCUGGUGCCAGCUGCCGUUCCAGUGUGCUCAUGGCAGGCCCUCCAUGCUGCCGUUAGCUAACAUCGACCACUUGGAGCAGGAAAAACAGACUAAACCCAAUCUUGCUAAACUUCGCAGAAUGGCUCAAGCCUGGCAUCUCUUUGGAAAAGGAGAAGGAUGUGAUGUAGGGCAAGGCCUGCAGGCAUCCAUGCCUCCUUGUGAGCUGCCAAGAGAGCAGAAUUACUGUCUGUAAGGAACCCAAGGGAUGCUGACUGUAGGCCUUUGAGCAGAGAGCGUGAGCAAUAGGCACCAGGCGGGUCUUGACUGAAUGGGCCUGGGGCCCUGAUCAGCAUCUCCAUCUUCCCUGAGCAGGUGAUCCCUCCAGUUGAGGAGCCAGAUGGAUUUCAAGCCUAAAGACGGGUCAUUCAUUGGCAUCCAUGGACACAGGAGGUUGCCCUCUAAUGUCUACAUUUUGUAAUUUAUAAAGGGGAUAAAAUUUAAUGAUUAAUUGUC